Populus euphratica (Euphrates poplar) is the source of this 3319-nucleotide messenger RNA. RefSeq names its product probable LRR receptor-like serine/threonine-protein kinase At1g29720. Bases 84 to 3107 code for a protein of 1007 amino acids. Lineage: Eukaryota; Viridiplantae; Streptophyta; Magnoliopsida; Malpighiales; Salicaceae. Gene Ontology annotation, biological process: protein phosphorylation. The transcript has 25 exons. The record is from RefSeq and is a predicted model, not a curated record. Gene Ontology annotation, molecular function: ATP binding; protein binding; protein kinase activity.
AAAAUAUCUGAGUUUUUCCCUGCCCGUCUCAUGUCGACAAAUAGAAACGUAUUCGACCUUUUGCAGCCAAUUUUCAGCACAAGAUGUUAAUGAUGCUUCAGCUUUGCCAAGUUAUGGUGAUGAUCAGUUUCUCGAGCUCUAUUACUUUGCUUGCUUCUGAUCAGCUACAUCCAGGAGAAGUUGAAGCGUUAAGACAAAUCGGUAAGACAGUAAACGAGGAUGGCCAGCUACCCUUGAAGUUCGUCGAUAGUUGUCAACCGAAUGGACUCGUUAAGACAGAACUGACUUCUGCUCCACCAAACUUAGAAGGGAACAGCACCAUCGAAUGUAACUGCAGCAUCACUGAUGAUAAUUACUGUCACAUUACUUCAUUCCAGCUCAAAGAUUACAGUCUUCCAGGCAGGCUUCCUCCGGAAUUGGCCAACCUUACUUAUGUCCAAAAAAUAGAUUUCACUCGCAACUAUCUAUACGGCACAAUCCCGGUGGAAUGGGCUUCGAUGAAAAAUCUGUCUUCCAUCUCGCUUACUGCAAAUCGCUUGUCAGGAAAUAUUCCUGGACAUUUGGGAAGUUUUACCGCCCUCACCUACUUGAGCCUUGAAUCAAAUCAGUUUUCUGGUGUUGUCCCACCUGAGCUUGGCAAGCUUGUCAACUUAAGAACUCUGAUACUCUCUAGCAAUAAGUUAGUGGGGACCUUGCCAGAGGCACUUGCGCAGAUAAAAGACUUGAAGGAUUUUCGCGUAAAUGAUAAUAAUCUUAAUGGUACCGUACCCGAGUUCAUUGGGAACUGGACUCAACUUCAAAAGCUUGAGUUGUACGCGACUGGAUUGCAAGGACCUAUACCUCUUGCGAUUUUUCAUUUGGAAAAGUUGUCUGAUUUGAGGAUUGCUGAUAUGCCUGGACCAGAGUUUCAGUUACCUAACUCGCCGAUUGAAAGGCAAUUCUUGGUUCUGAGGAACAUCAAUUUAACUGGAACAAUCCCAGAAAACGCAUGGAAAGUGGAAAAAACACUCGACUUAACUUUUAACAAGUUGGUUGGGGAGAUUCCUCCUAAUACAAUACGACGACGACAGUUUACGUUUUUGAGUGGCAACAAGCUGACUGGAACAGUGCAGGACUCAUUCCUCCAAAACAGCCAAAAUCUCGAUGUUUCGUACAAUAACUUUUCACGGUCACCAAGAUGCAGCAGCAGUAACGAGAAUAAUAUAAAUUGGUUUCGAAGCUCGUCCAGCAAUAAUAAAUUAAGCGAUCUUCUUCCAUGCUCAAGGAUAUCUCGGUGCCCAAAAUAUUAUCGUUCAUUUCAUAUAAACUGUGGUGGACAAGAUGUAAAGAAUGGGAAAAUCUUGUAUGAAGGUGAUCAAGAUAGUGGAAGUAAUGCUGCUGCAAGGAGUUAUAAUAGAUCAGGAUCAAACUGGGGAUUCAGCAGCACCGGAGAUUUCAUGGAUGAUGAAAAUUUCUAUGAUAACAAAUAUACGCUUCAAUCAAAUUCUAAUAUUUCUCUAGUUGACUUUGGAUUGUAUGCAACAGCACGUAAAACUCCCCUGUCUGUCACUUAUUAUGGAUAUUGUCUAGAAAAUGGGAAUUACACUGUCAGACUCCACUUUGCUGAGAUACAAUUCACAGAUGAAAAACUGUACAACAAAGUUGCAAGGCGUGUUUUUGAUAUUUACAUUCAGGGAAUACAAGUGCGAAAGGAUUUUAACUUUACAGAGGAAGCCAAAGGAUCUAACAGAAAUUUCACGAGAGCAUUCACCACCACUGUGACAGACCGUACCCUGGAGAUCCGAUUAUACUGGGCUGGAAAAGGCACUACUACCAUUCCAAUAAGAGGAAAUUAUGGUCCUAUAAUUUCUGCUAUAUCCGUAUGUUCAGGUAACAGAACUUAUUGUGAAGAACCUGAGGAAACAAGAAAGAAACCUAUUGUGAUCGGAGUUGUCACUUCAGCAGUAUUCCUUGUUUUCUUGGUAAUGGGUGUCCUUUAUUGGAAGCUCUGCUAUGGAGACAAAUACACAAGAGAACGAGAGCUUAAAGGGCUGGAUUUGAAAACCGGUUCCUUCACCUUGAGGCAGCUAAAAGCGGCCACUGACAAUUUCAAUUCAGAAAACAAGAUUGGAGAGGGUGGUUUUGGAUCCGUAUACAAGGGUGAAUUAGCAGAUGGUACUAUUAUUGCUGUUAAGCAGCUAUCUCCAAAAUCCAGGCAAGGAAACCGUGAAUUUGUGAACGAAAUAGGCAUGAUAUCUUGUUUACAGCAUCCCAAUCUUGUAAGGCUUUAUGGAUGCUGUAUUGAAGGAGACCAGUUGCUUCUGGUGUACGAGUACAUGGAAAACAACUCCCUCUCUCGUGCACUUUUUGGUAACCAUAGAGCAGGUUCCGAAACAAGUGCUCUGAUGCUGGAUUGGCCAACAAGGUAUAAGAUAUGUGUUGGAAUAGCCAGAGGUUUAGCAUUUCUCCAUGAAGGAUCUGCAAUCAGGAUCGUUCACAGGGACAUCAAAAGUACAAAUAUAUUACUGGACAAAGAUCUAAAUGCCAAGAUAUCAGACUUCGGACUAGCUAAGCUCAAUGAAGAGGAGAACACUCAUAUUAGCACUCGAGUUGCUGGAACAAGAGGAUAUAUAGCUCCAGAAUAUGCACUGUGGGGGCAUCUAACAGAUAAAGCAGAUGUUUAUAGUUUUGGGGUUGUCGCCUUAGAAAUUGUCAGUGGAAAGAGCAACUCAAUUUACAGGCCAGAGAACGAAAAUGUUUGUCUUCUUGACUGGGCCCAUGUAUUGCAAAAAAAGGAAAACUUAAUGGAGAUAGUGGACCCAAAGCUGCAGUCUGAAUUCAACAAGGAAGAGGCUGAGAGGAUGAUCAAAGCGGCUCUCUUAUGCACCAAUGCUUCUCCAUCUAUAAGGCCUGCAAUGUCAGAAGUGGUAAGCAUGCUUGAAGGACAGACCAGCAUCCCGGAGGUGACCUCAGAUCCUAGCAUUUAUGGUGAUGAGUUACACUCCAAACGUGUCAAAGGCCACUAUCAGCAGGUCACAGACCAGAGUUUAAACAGCACACAAGACUUCUUUCCUCCAUCUGAUAAAUCAUGGAUUGGAAAUUCCUCUACAUCUGCCCCUGAACUCUAACCCAUCAAUCCCGUUUCCAUAAGUCUAAACCUCUGUGUAACCUCGUGUAUAAUUUGAAUAAAGCCAAAGACCAGAUCUUGGUAUGAUUAUGGAUUUAGACGUCGACGCUAACGUUUUGUUGCUUACCAUCCAUCUUGUAUGAUUAUGGAUUUAUAUUUUAUAAUUGUAUAUACGUAGACGGUCUCUGAAAGCUAUCUCCCUGGUUGUGAGAA